Haliaeetus leucocephalus (bald eagle) is the source of this 4076-nucleotide messenger RNA. RefSeq names its product GEM interacting protein (gene GMIP). The transcript is spliced from 21 exons. The record is from RefSeq and is a predicted model, not a curated record. Gene Ontology annotation, molecular function: GTPase activator activity. Gene Ontology annotation, biological process: negative regulation of GTPase activity; activation of GTPase activity; signal transduction. Gene Ontology annotation, cellular component: plasma membrane. The coding region runs from base 174 to 3215 and encodes 1013 amino acids. NCBI's taxonomy places the organism in Eukaryota, Metazoa, Chordata, Aves, Accipitriformes, Accipitridae.
UCUGCCAGUUAAUUUGGGCAGGUCGUCUUCACAUGCAGCUAUCAUGGGCCUUUGGAUAAUUUCUUCACAUCUGAUCUGACCAAGAACUUGUGUUUUACUUAAUUCAGCUGUGAUUCAAAGCUGGGUAAUUUGGGAUUCUGCUGCUUUCAGACCAAAACACUGAAGAUUCAGCCAUGGGAGACCCAGAACCAAGUGGUCUGGACAAUCAAGAGAGGACACCUGAAAAUAGGAAGCGGUACAGUGAGAUAUUCCGGAGCCUGGAUGCCAUAGAAAUCUCAAUUGGAAAUGCGACGGUUGAUAUGUUCAUUGGUGAUGCUGACAGCACUGAUGACAUGGACCUGACCACAGAAAAAGAGGUUGUUCCGCUCAGUGAAAGUUUCUGCAAGAGCAAAACCAGUUCAGAGAGACAAGUGCAGGCAGACAUAACAGUUCAGGAGGCAGACGAAAUGCUGAUAAAAUGUGAAGGCGGCAUUGACGCAGCCCUCGAAUAUGCCAAAAUGUGGUGUAAAUACGUCAAAGAGCUUCUCAGCUGGAUUGAGAAACGUCUGAGUUACGAGACAGAGUUUGCCAAAGGGAUGGUGAAGAUAGCAGAAUCAGGACGAAAUGCCAUCUUCCACCAGCACAACAUGCCUCUUCGGGCGCUCUAUACAAUGGUCCUGGAACAUGACAUAAAGGUUGGAAAUUCAGCUACUGAGACUGCAGGAUUGCUCCAACAGAAGGAAUUCUACCAGCCUCUGUCAGCUAAGAAGAAUGAAAUUGAGAAAUGGAGGAAAGAAUUCAAAGAUCAGUGGACAAAGGAGCAAAAGAGAAUGAAUGAGUCCUUGUCAUCCCUGCGCAAGUCCCGCCUGCAAUACAUUCAGCGCUGCGAGGAGCUGGAGAAAGCAAAGCACUUGAGUGCCAAGGCAGAGGACGAAUACCAGAGCGCAGCUAUCACCAACCCCGGCAGUGCCAACAAGCAGCUGGAGAAGCGACGCCGUUCUUGCGAGGAGGCACAAGCCAAGGUUCAGGAAGCAGAAGCUUUGUACAAGAUGUGCAUCAGCGAUGCCAACUUUCGGCGACAAGAACUGGAGAAAGUGCGAGCACGGAUCGUCUCGCAUAUUCGGAAGCUCAUUUACCAAGGGGAUGAGGUCCUGACGUGGGUCACUUUAAGGAUGUUCAAGCAACGGCAGACUCAGUCAGAACAGAUUCCAGUGGGAUACCAGUACCUGUCCGAGGUCUGCAAGCCAUACAAAGCAGGCGAGAAAUACCUGGAAUUCAUUCAGGCUCUGCAGAAGAAAGACAUUCAUAUGGAAGUGUUUGAAUUCGAGCCAUUUACUUCCGGAGGGCAGAGGUCCCCUCCCAGUGGCAAAAAGAAGAUGGCAUUGCAUUACACAGGACCCUUUUCUGCAGCAAAGGACACAAGCAUGCCAGAAGAUACAUCCAGAAAACAGUUAUCCACAAACGGUGAACACAGUGCAAACAAAUCCCUCUGCAGCGACACAGAAAGCCUUGGUGGGAGUUGUGAAUCCCGGUCCCUGGACUCUCCCAAUUCUAGCCCAGGAAACUCUAAUAGGAAAUUGUUGAAAGCUCCAUCCACCAGCACCAUGUCCUCCUCAGAUGAUUUUGAAGAGAGAGAUUCCUUGCAAACUUUUGAAAAUGAAAAUGGUACAUCCCAGCAGCAGUUUAAGAACAUCCUCCUCUCCAGUGCAGCGCAGACCCACCGGCUCCGGAAGCUGCGGGGACCAUCCAAAUGCAGGGAGUGUGACACUUUCAUGGUCAGCGGCUUCGAGUGUGAGGAGUGCUGCCUAGCCUGCCACAAGAAGUGUCUCGAGAACCUGCUCAUCACCUGUGGCCACAAGAAGUUGCCCAACCGAGUACCUCUUUUUGGCAUUGACUUCACGCAGGUUCCUCGAGAUUUCCCAGAGGAAGUUCCCUUCAUAGUAGUGAAAUGCACCUCAGAAAUUGAAGCCCGUGCCCUCGGGGUGCAGGGGAUCUAUCGGAUAAGUGGAUCCAAAGCCCGGGUGGAAAAGUUGUGCCAGGCGUUCGAGAACGGACGGAGCCUGGUGGAGCUCUCCGAGCACUCCCCCCACGACAUCACUGGGGUCCUGAAGCACUUCCUGAAGGAACUUUCGGCACCGGUGCUGCUGUCCCACCUCUAUAAUGAUCUCAUUGCACUUGCCAAAGAUUUACAAAAACCUGGGGAAGAAAAGUUGGACUGUGCAGGCUUCCCUUCCGAUCCCAUCCAGAGCAUGAAGGACUUGCUGAGCAAAUUGCCUGGAAGCAACUACAACACCCUGCGACACCUCAUUGCACACUUGUACAGGGUGGCAGAGAAAUACGAAGAGAACAAGAUGUCCCCAAACAACCUGGGCAUAGUAUUUGGGCCAACUCUGAUCCGGCCAGGCUCAGGGAGCGAUGUCUCAAUGUCAUGCCUUGUUGACUCUGGGUAUCAAGCCCAGAUUGUGGAGUUUCUCAUUCAGAACUACGAAAGGGUGUUUGGGAUGGAUGACCUGCCUUCAUCCUUAUCCCUUGGAUGUGAAAAUCCUUCGCAAGAAGCAUCGACAGAAAAGGAUGAAGGACUUCAGAGCCCAAACACAGUCCAGACUAUAAACCUAGAGAAUUUCUCCUCCAAGCACGGUUUAAAUGUGGACUGUGAGUCUGAUAACUCAUCUUCCAGGGAAGCCAUCAAUGAGCUGACUCUGGAGGGAGCCCACAGUCCAUUAAGCACGGAUGCCCUAGAGAUGAAUACAAGUAUUGGCUCGGAGCUGGAGGAACUGGAGGACUCUGUGCAGGAAAAGAUAGACAGCGAUUCAGACACGGUCCUAGGGACCCAGCCCAGAUGCCAUUUCAGCCGACAACCUGUAAAAUAUAUUCGAACACAGGCAAAAAUGAAGCCAGUCAUUCCCAAGUCUUCCAAUUUGCCCUUGAGGACUACCACAUUAGCCAACAUGGCAAUGGAGCCUGGUGCAGAAGGGAACCCUACCACCGACAGCAGCUCCCCAACAAAGGACAUCCCGGAGGAGAGCACCAGGAGCAGCAACAGCUUGACCGACACAAGCACACUCAAGCAACGCUUAGGAGGGAGACAGCAGCUCAAACAUUUUGAGAUCACGCAGGAAACUGCCAGGAUUGUCUCAAAGUUUAAAGUCGAUGAUACUUCUGCAUCCCCUGAGCCUUUUCUGGAGAGCGCAGGAUCUACUGAGAAAGCAGAGGACCUCAACCUGACAUACCUAUAGGAAAAACCCCUAAGGGUAACAGAUAAUAGCAAUGGAAAGGGAGAGAGGACUGAAAUCCUACACCUGCUGAACGAAGGAAUAGCGAUGGUGAGAAUAACAUCCUAUUUGUAUUUACCAUGCAAUCUGGAGAAAAAGCACCAGCUGCGAACUUCCUGGCAGGCUUUCAGCUAACUCAGGAUUUGCUCUUUAUUCAUUUACAAACCCAUAAAAGUGAUAAGAAGCAAGCCCAACGGCUCACUCUCUGGAACACACCCUGUUUAGCAUGAAGGACAAUGCAAGAAGUGGAGGGAACACAGAUUGCCUGGCUAGAAAGAUGUCGCCAGGAAGGAGGCAACUGAAAUGUAGGACAUUGGACAUAAACCAUUCCCCGAUGGUCAUUUUCUGGCAGCUGCAACAAGCACUGAUUUCUGUCAUUUUUAUUUCACAGCAUUUUUGAGUGUAACUCACUUUUUGAGUGUAAUAGAACAGGGUACACAGGCAAAGCUCAUGUACUCUAGAUCCUUCUGCUUCUGUUGCUGGAGCUUCAACUUGCUAGUCAGCACAAAGCCAUUCUGUAAAGGGAAAAAACACUGCUGUACUCUGAGCUGGACCCCAUUUCUCCAAAACAUUAAUUCUAUUUCCCUCAAAGCACAUUGAGCUUCUGCAAUACUUCCAUGUGAAGCUGCUGCUGUCAUGAAGGUGGCAAAACCCUGAACCCCCAGCAGAGAAGAAGAUUUCUUGGAUCUAAGACCAGGUUGCUAUAACUUGCUGGGUCUCCAUCUCACCUGCCCGUGGGUUGCCCCGAUGCUCCUUUCUGCCUCCCUGCAGCAGAUUUUCUGUCCACCAAAUUUUAACAUGAGGACAGGGAGAACUCUGUCCUAU